CGCCCCCGGAAACGCCACUUCCGGGCUAGAGUGCUGAGCCUCUGCUAGGACGUCAGCGCCACUGUCAGAGCCACGUAGCAGACAUGGUGAUUUCAGAGACUAUGGAUAUACUCUUCAGAAUAAGAGGAGGCCUUGAUCUAGCUUUUCAGCUAGCUACUGCUAAUGAAAUAUUUAUCAAGAAAGCAAUAAGACAUGUGCUGAGUGACCUGUCAACCAAGCUUUCUUCAAAUGCCCUUGUGUUCAGAAUUUGCCACAGUUCAGUAUAUAUAUGGCCUAAUAGUGACGUAAACACCAUUCCAGGAGAACUGAGUGAUAGCUCUGCUUGUAAGAACAUAAUGCGCUUUAUUCACUUUGAACAGGAAGAAGAUAUAAAACGAAAAUUUAUGAGAAAGAAAGACAAGAAGUUAUUAGACAUGCAUCGAAUAGUAAACAUAGAUCUUAUGCUGGAAAUGUCAACCUCUGUGGGAGCUGUCACCCCCAUCAUUGAAAGAGAAAGCGGAGGACACCACUACGUUAGUAUGACUUUACCUGUUGAUGUAGUUCUGUCUGUUGCUCCAGAAGAAACAUGGGGGAAAGUUCGUAAACUUCUAGUUGAUGCAAUUCAUAAUCAACUAACUGACAUGGAGAAAUGUAUUUUGAAGUAUAUGAAAGGAACAUCUAUUGUGGUCCCUGAACCACUGCACUUUUUAUUGCCAGAGGAAAAAAAUCUUGUAACAAUUUCAUAUCCAUCAGGAAUUCCAGAUGGUCAGUUGCAGGCCUAUAGAAAGGAAUUACAUGACCUCUUCAAUCUGCCUCAUGACAGACCGUAUUUCAGAAGAUCUAAUGCUUAUCACUUUCCAGAUGAGCCAUACAAAGAUGGUUACAUUAGAAAUCCACAUACUUAUCUCAAUCCACCUAACGUAGAGACUGGUAUGAUUCGUGUGGUCCAGGGCACCUAUGGUUAUCAUCACUAUAUGCAGGAUCGGGUGGAUGACAAUGGCUGGGGCUGUGCUUACCGAUCUCUGCAGACGAUCUGCUCUUGGUUCAAACACCAGGGCUACACAGAGAGAUCCAUUCCAACACACAGGGAGAUUCAGCAGGCUCUAGUUGAUGCCGGGGACAAACCAGCAACGUUUGUUGGAUCACGGCAGUGGAUUGGAUCGAUCGAGGUACAGCUCGUACUGAACCAACUGAUUGGUGUAACUUCAAAAAUACUGUUUGUCAGAAAACAAAACGGUAGAAAACACUGGCUCCCAAACUCCUUAUUGGACCUUAGUGUGAGAAAUCAUUCAUCUGAUGGAAAAUGGUUUCCUUCUAGCCAAGGUUGUGAAAUGGCCUCUCGAGGACGGGAGCUGGCUAAUCACUUCCAGACUGAAGGAACUCCAGUCAUGAUCGGGGGAGGAGUUUUGGCCCACACAAUACUAGGAGUGGCAUGGAAUGAGAUUACAGGGCAGAUAAAAUUUCUGAUUUUAGAUCCACAUUAUACAGGCGCUGAAGAUCUACAAGUUAUUUUGGAAAAGGGCUGGUGUGGAUGGAAGGGCCCAGACUUUUGGAACAAAGAUGCUUAUUAUAAUUUAUGUCUUCCUCAGCGACCAAAUAUUUUUUAAAAUAUCUUGGACUCGAAGACUGUAGUAAAGUUGUAUUAUAAAUUUGUUAAUAAAGACUAAGUUUAACUUC
This is a messenger RNA of Enhydra lutris kenyoni (northern sea otter), 1656 nucleotides long. Its product is annotated as UFM1 specific peptidase 2. The coding region runs from base 84 to 1586 and encodes 500 amino acids. The transcript has 12 exons. Lineage: Eukaryota; Metazoa; Chordata; Mammalia; Carnivora; Mustelidae. The record is from RefSeq and is a predicted model, not a curated record.